Messenger RNA from Protopolystoma xenopodis, 327 nucleotides. The record is from the annotation of a GenBank genome assembly. Lineage: Eukaryota; Metazoa; Platyhelminthes; Monogenea; Polystomatidea; Polystomatidae.
ACGCUAAUUCCAAGUCAGAAUGUUUAUGAGGGAGCCCCCCUGACGAUGGUUGUCGAGGCCUGGGGCAACCCUUUGCCUUUUCUGCGUUGGUAUCGGGACGGUCAGCCAUUGGAUGGGGUGCAAGAGUGUAGGAUUACGCAAAUGGGCCCCCCUCUCGAAGAUGUCACUGAGACUCAAGAGACUCCAGUUCGCAUGACCGGCCAGUUAAUCAUCAACGAAAUCUUCCCUGAUGACGCUGGAAUGUACACGUGCGUGGCUGAAAAUACAGUUGGUGUGGCGGAGACGGCGACCCAAGUGGACGUAAUUCAAACUCGUAAGUUGCUUUAG